Messenger RNA from Oryza sativa Japonica Group (Japanese rice), 883 nucleotides. RefSeq names its product dirigent protein 22. Lineage: Eukaryota; Viridiplantae; Streptophyta; Magnoliopsida; Poales; Poaceae. The record is from RefSeq and is a predicted model, not a curated record.
CAACCUAAGAAAAAAUAUGAUCUCUUUUAAUAUAACAAAUUUGGAUAACUAAGAUGUGCCACAUCUCCUUCUAAGUUAAGUUUUUUUUAGGACGGAAGGAGUACAGCAGUAGUAGCUACAUUAAUUAUAUAUUAGCAGCACUCAUCCUCUCACUAGCUCCUCCUUCAGCUUGCUCGAUCAGCUCAAGCUCCAGCUGCAGCCAUGGCGAAGGCGGCUCUCCAGCUGCUUCUGUUACUGUGCGUGGCGGCGGUGGCGUGGGCGAUGGACGACGGCGGCGGCGGCGGCGCCGGGAUGACAAAGAUCAAGGUGUACUGGCACGACGUGGUGGCGGGGCCGAACCCGACGGCGAUCCGGGUGGCGCAGGCGGCGUCGACGAACGCGUCGUCGACCUACUUCGGCGCGGUGGUGGCCAUCGACGACCCGCUGACGAGCUCGCCGGCGGCGGCGGCGGCGGGGGAGGUGGUGGGGCGCGCGCAGGGGACGUACACGUUCGCCGACCAGAGGGUGAUCGGCCUCCUGAUGGACAUGAACUUCGUGUUCACCGCCGGCGACCACAACGGCAGCAGCCUGGCGAUCAUGGGGCGGAACGAGGUGAUGUCGCCGGUGAGGGAGAUGAGCGUCGUCGGCGGCUCCGGCAAGUUCCGCAUGGCGAGGGGGUACGCCGAGGCCCGCACCGUCGACUCCGGCUUCAAGUCCGGCGAGACCAUCGUCGAGUACACCCUCUUCGUCAAGGCGUAGCUAGAAGAUGAUGAGCGACAUACAUAAGCACAUUUAUGUUUGUUAAACAUCGUUUGUUGUUGUAACAUGCUUGAUUUAUCGAUUGUUUAUCAAGCUUACAAUAAGAUAAGCAGCUCCGACUUGCUACGACGGAUCUUAACCUAAA